CGACACAAGGGGGACGCAGCUGGGCGGCGCGGGCUCUGCGCGGGGCCUAGGGCGGCGGCGGGGAGCGCUCCUUAGGCGCGGCGGCAGGAGAGGGGGGCGGCGGCUCCUUGGUGGCGGUCCGGACGGCCGCUCCGUUCCUCGCCCCGGCACCUCCCUCUUCCCCUCCCUCGUCCCCCCUCCGUGUCCGCCCCGCCGGCCGCGUCGCGGAUGGCGGCGGCGGCCACGGCGGCCGCCCCGGCUCUUUAUGCCUGCACCAAGUGCAACCAGCGUUACCCCUUCGAGGAGCUCUCCCAGGGGCAGCAGCUGUGCAAGGAGUGCCGGAUCGCCCACCCUAUCGUGAAAUGUACUUAUUGCCGGUCGGAGUUCCAGCAGGAGAGCAAAACUAAUACGAUAUGCAAGAAGUGUGCCCAAAACGUGAAGCAGUUUGGAACGCCCAAGCCUUGUCAGUAUUGUAACAUUAUUGCAGCGUUUAUUGGCACAAAGUGUCAGCGUUGCACCAACUCGGAGAAGAAGUACGGUGCACCACAGACAUGUGAACAGUGCAAACAGCAGUGUGCUUUUGAUCGGAAAGAGGAGGGAAGAAGGAAGGUUGAUGGAAAGUUGUUGUGUUGGCUCUGCACACUGUCCUACAAGAGAGUGCUACAGAAGACAAAAGAACAGAGGAAGAGCCUAGGAUCUUCACAUUCUAACUCCUCAUCCUCAUCUCUUACUGAGAAAGACCAGCAUCAUUCAAAACACCACCACCAUCAUCACCACCAUCAUCACCGUCACAGCAGCAGUCAUCAUAAAAUCAGCAAUCUGAGUCCAGAACAAGAUCAGGGACUAUGGAAACAGAGCCAUAAAUCCUCUGCAGCUAUUCAGAAUGAAACUCCAAAGAAAAAACCCAAACUGGAAUCCAAGCCAUCAAAUGGAGAUAGUAGCUCUAUAAAUCAGUCAGCAGACAGUGGAGGAACUGAUAACUUUGUCCUCAUAAGUCAGCUGAAAGAAGAAGUAAUGUCACUUAAACGUCUUCUGCAGCAGAGAGAUCAGACUAUUUUAGAAAAAGAUAAAAAGUUGACAGAACUGAAGGCAGACUUCCAGUACCAGGAGUCUAACUUGAGAACAAAGAUGAACAGUAUGGAGAAAGCUCACAAGGAAACUGUGGAACAGUUGCAGGCCAAAAACAGAGAACUGCUGAAACAGGUUGCAGCAUUGUCAAAGGGUAAAAAGUUUGACAAAAGUGGGAGUAUACUGACAUCUCCUUGAGGAACUUCUUGUUGAUAAGGUUUGCAACUCAAUGUAAAUUUGAGUAAUUCUGUGGAGCCCUUAAAAUCCUGUGUAGUGGAAAAAAUAUUUUUGCACACCAGAUUAGUUGGCAUGUUUCCUACAUGUUUUUAUAAUUAAUAUGCAGCUUUUUUUAGUUACUGUUCAGAUGAAAUACUUCAACUGGCUUGAAGAAUGUUUUUAUUUUUUUGAUACUGGAAACUUUUUGCCAGCAAUAGUAUUAAACAAUUGCAUAGAGAGCAUAGCAGUGUUCUCUCUAAAAGGACAACAUGCAAUAACAAACUAGGUGUACUUUUUACAAAGCAGCAACCAGUUGUUUUAAACUACACUGAUGUCAGCUAAAAGUUUAUGAAUUUGCAGUGACACUAAACACUGAUUUCUGGCAACUGUCAUUGUACUUUGUAUCAGAAUACAAAUUUGGAAUGGAAAUCAUGGUGCUCUCAAUGAAACUUAAAACAAAAAGGCAUAUAUGGAUGUGUAAAUACAACUGUAACGGUUAUAUUCUUAGUUAUAACCAGUAAUUAGUGUUUUACAUUCUUGUGAUAGGGAUUUUCUGAGAGAUUAUCUAUUGUACAGUAACAGAGGCAGUGUGGUUUUUUGUAAGAUUUACUGUAGAUUUUUCUUGCAAGUGCCUUUCUCCAACUGUUUAUUUAUAGGAAUGUUGGUAUUUUGUACAUAAGGUUUUUAUGUUUUAAGAUCAUGUUUAAUAAAUGUUUUAUGUAAAUAUAAAUGUGUGUACAGAGGAAUCUGAAACAAAGAUCAAAGUGGCUAGUGCAGUGCUUGAAGCAGCAUUAAGAGCUAGCUAAUGGAUGGACAGUGAGUAUUGGCUUUAGAUAACCUUUGUAGCUUGUGUCUGUGAAGUGUAGAAUUUUUUUAGUGCUGCUCAUGCCAACCACUUCCUGAGCAAAAAACAAAACGUUUUUUGCCACACCAGGGUUCAGUGAUUUGUUCAUGUAUUUCUCCCAUUUGGCACAGCGCUGAUUUUAAUUCCAUGGCAGACAUUGUACUCCCAAUGUUACAUCCUUAGUGAUACACACACAACAUUGUACUCCCAAUGUUACAUCCUUAGUGAUACACACUCAACAUUGUACUCCCAAUGUUACAUCCUUAGUGAUACACACUCAACAUUGUACUCCCAAUGUUACAUCCUUAGUGAUACACACACAACAUUGUACUCCCAAUGUUACAUCCUUAGUGAUACACAUUCAACGUUUUGGGUUUUUUUUGCAAAAUUAUUCCCCACUGUCUUGAUUUUUGUACUUAGUUGUAAAUUAAUGGUGAUUCUUUUUAAUAAAUUGCAGCAUUUUUCAUUCCCUAGUAAAGAUGCGCAAUAAGAAAAGAGUAGCCAAAACUAAUGGUCUUGAAAUUAAUUAAGGAAGUGGAUGUGGUAUCAGAGGGUGAAUUGUUUUAAUGUUUUGGGUAGAUUUUGAUUCUAAACUACAUCAGUUUAAGCUUAGCUCUGCUGCUUAUGGACAUUAGUGGUAUCCAGAAUUUCCAUUAAAUCUAAGUUAGUAUACCCUAAGGUCUGUUUUCACAGAAGUAAGUUAAAAGUUGGCAUAAAGUAGAUCUGAGUAAGUAAAAAGGGUUAGUUCUGCUCUGGGUACUGAUUGGUAACAGGAUACCUGCUUGUAAGAUUAAUUGUGUAGGAUAAGCUACACAGCUUUUUAAUUAAAGAACUAGAGUUGUAGAAUGGUCUGAGUUGGAGAGGACCUCUAAAGGUCAUCUAGUCCAACCCCUAUCUCAGGUCCCUUGGCUGUCCACCCACAUACUGAACUGUGAACACCUUUGCAGUAGUUCAGUGUCAGUUUCAGCACUGACACUACUGAAUAAUUUGAAGAAAAAUGAAGCUAUCUUAUUUCCUGUGGUAUAUGUGUAUUUUUAUACCCUAAAAAUCAACUUGUAUGUUUAUAAAUGCUCUUUAAAAUUGCUAGCCUGGGAUAGAGAGUGCUGCUGUCCUUUAAGGAUACUUUGGCUGGGUUUUUUUAAUUAUACAAAUUUGUAACUUCCAUUACUUCAGUGUUAGCAUUUUGAUAAUGCUUUUUAUUUUUCAGUUGAAUGGAAACUCUGGUGAAAUCGGUUUUAAAAUGUGGAAGUGCAUAGUAAGCUAAAAUGCUUGAACUGAGAUCACUUAAUGAUACCUGUUCAAGCUGCAGUAAAGGACAUUUUAAAGGAACAAGCUGAAGUUUUAUAUUAGAAGUAACUGCCCUUAUAAAUCCAAAUCUAAAAGAUUUUUAGGGCCUUCAUGAUAUUUAGUCCUAAUUAAACACCUGCAAGUUUUCUUCUAUAUUCUCAUUUUUAACAUGAACUCUCUUUUUAAGUUGUAAAUCAGCCAACUGAAUCACAGUACUGAAAAUAGUGUCCCGGAGCUGUAGGUGAUUGACAUAAUAAACUGAUGUUCUUUAAAUGUGGAUCUGCGAGGAGAUUGUUGUACUGUAUUGUGCUUUUUUUAGCCUGUUUCCAGAUGUCGAUUAGCACUGAGCAGUAAUGGCCAUUUUGGCUCGAGUUAUUUAUGUAUUUUUAAGCCUGUGAAUAUUGCAGCCCCUUUUUAGAUGGUCUGUCUAACCACGCCUUCUGCGGUGAAGCUGUUCAGCUGUCCACUUGUAUAGACUGUUGAAAUACUGUACUGGCACACAUCCGACCAUUGACAUUUUGUACCUUUUCUAAAUGCAAUGUUUCACAAUAAAAUCUUGUCAAAACAA
Molecule: messenger RNA, 3962 nt
Organism: Pogoniulus pusillus (Red-fronted tinkerbird)
Lineage: Eukaryota; Metazoa; Chordata; Aves; Piciformes; Lybiidae
Gene: FAM76B
Product: family with sequence similarity 76 member B
Exons: 10
Coding region: 208-1245 (345 amino acids)
Cellular component (GO): nuclear speck
Source: RefSeq, a predicted model, not a curated record